UUCUCUAUAUAAAGCAGAGCGCCAAGAGUGGAGGCAGGUGAGACACGUUAUCAUCAUCCUUAAACGGGCAUCACCACCAUGGUCGCCUACGUCACUGUUAUGCUACUGGUUCUGGCAGUGUCAGCGCUGGGCUGGGAAAACCUGCCCGCAAUCCCAGCGGGUCGUCGCGCAGAGUACUACCUGUUGGAAGACGACGGCGCCUACAGGUUCGGGUACGACACGGGGGAAGGCCAAAGCGCGGUAGUAAGUGCCGACCAGAGCAAUCAGGUGCAGGGCCAGUACUCCUACGUGGACAACGGAGGGAAGAGGGUCAGAGUCGCAUACACGGCCGGUGACUCCGGGUUCCUGCCCCGGCAGGGAGGGGGACAGACGGUGGCUGGUAGAGCGGGGUUCGCAGGUUCCGGGAACAAUGUAGCAAGUUUCAAGACGCCCGUCACGAGUGGUGGCUUUGCCUCCGACGGUGGCCAGGGUGACGACAACUACGACGCCAAUGCAGAUGCCUCCUACUCCUUCUCCAUCGACACUGACAACUACAAACGUACUGAGUCCUCCGACGUUAAAGGAAACAUCCGUGGUCAGUACUCCUACAGCAGCCAGGUUGGUGGGAGCCACGGUUUGAGCUACAUCGCAGGCGAAGGCACCGGCUUCGUCGUUACCGGCAGCGACAGUGGUGCAGGAACCGGUGCUGUCUCUGCCACAACAUAUGCUCCUCUCGCAUCGUCAUCCUACUCUGGAGGGAAAGCUGCUGAUACCACAAGUAAACUUAACAACGACGGGUCUUACUCGUUCUUCUUCAACACGAAUGAUCAAUCCCGGGAAGAAUCAGCCGAUUCCCAGAACAACGUGAGAGGCAGUUACUCGUUCAAAGCAAAGGACGACGGGCAGACUCGACGUGUAGACUAUACAGCAGGUUCAGCAACCGGCUUUGUCGCCACAGGAAAGCACCUUCCGGUCCCUUUGGUGCCGGCAAGUACAGCGUCAUUGGGAUAUUCGUCUCGCGGCCAGUCAAGUCUUCAGUCUUUUGGCCAAACAGGCCCUUCGUCUUAUUCGUCUGCCCCCGGUAGCAGUGAGGCACUAGGCGGCAUUGGUUCUGACGGUUCGUAUUCAUUUUCAUAUAAUACUGGCGACAGUUCCAGGCAGGAAUCUGCUGAUACCCAAAACAACGUACGCGGAAGUUUCUCUUUUAAGGCCAAGGAUGAUGGACAAACACGAAAGGUUGACUAUGAAGCAGGCGCGGCUACAGGAUUUAUAGCUAAGGGUUCACACCUUCCAGUUGCACCCGAUCCGCUAUCAUCUUCAGCUGGAAGCUUCACGGAAGGCUUCAGUUCACAGUCUUCAGUUGCUAGCCCUUACACUGGCUCCUCAUCAAGUUCCGAAGGAGAAGAAGCACCAUCUGGUGAUGCGUCUUAUUCAUUCUCUUAUAAUACAGGCGACCAAUCUAGACAAGAAAUUUCUGAUGCACAAGGUAAUGUCAAAGGUCAAUUCUCAUUCGUAGCAAAGGAUGGAAUCCAAAGGAAAGUGGACUACACUGCAGGAGUUGGAAAAGGAUUCAUAGCUGAAGUUCUUCCUUCAGGCGCACCAACGCCAUUAGGUCCUUUCUCCAAGACGCCAGUAACAUCCUACUCAUCAGAAGCUGGAAGUCGAACACCAGUUGGACUUCAGAACGAUGGCUCUUACUCUUUCUCAUACAACGCUGGUGACCACAGUCGCCAAGAAUCAGCUGAUGCUCAGAAUAAUGUUCAAGGAACCUACUCCUUUACGGCUAAGAAUGACGGUCAGACCAGGCGCGUAGACUACGAGGCAGGUGCUGCAACUGGCUUCAUAGCUAAAGGAGCUCACCUGCCUGUGGCUCCAUCUCCUUCUGGAAUCCUAAGUGGUUACUCCUCUUCCCCCUCACAGUCCUCUGCCAGCUCUUACUCCGCCAGUGUCGAUGCUCCCGUUUCCUCUACAGGAACACAAAGUGACGGGUCCUACUCCUUCUCCUAUAAGACCGCAGAUCAAAGUCGCCAAGAAUCAGGUGACGCUCAAAACAACGUGCAUGGCAGCUUCGCGUUGAAAACAAAGGAUGAUGGUCAAACACGCCGUGUGGACUACGAAGCGGGAGCAGCUACUGGUUUCGUUGCUAAGGGCGCACACAUUUCAGCGAGUCCAUUAGCACCUUUCUCAGCGCCAGAUGCUACAAGACUAGUUUUGUCAUAUAACCAACCAUUAGCUUCAAGCCCAUACUCCGGUUCUGGCAUUGCGGCGAUACCAGAGUCUUCUGACGGCUCGUAUUCCUUCUCGUUCAACGCUGGAGAUCAUUCUCGUGAAGAAUCAUCAGACGCUCAGGGCAAUACACGAGGAAGAUAUUCGUUUACCAGUAAAGAUGAUGGUAAAACACGGGAAGUAGUUUAUGAAGCCGGUGCUGGGAAAGGAUUCAUUGCGAAAGGGGCUCAUAUACCAGCAUCAGGCUCCAUUGAUUCAGCAACUGGUGCCUUUGGUUACCAGGCAUCAUCAACACAAGGUCUCACUGGUUCAAGAAGCAGUGCUAUUGGUUAUCAGGUGUCGCCAGUUUUCCAAGGAAUCGCAGUAGAUAGGUCCCAAGACGGCCAGAGCAGUGGAGACGCAUCUUAUUCCUACGAGUACGAGACCGACAGCAGUAGGAAACAAGAGAGCUCAGACCCACAGGGAAAUGUUGUGGGAAGCUUCUCCUACUUAGGAGGCGAUGGCGUUAGCAGGAGGGUCCAUUACACGUCGAGGGAUAAUGAGGGCUUUGUAGUUUCAGGUGAACACGUUCCAGAACCUGUGAGUGCUGGCAGAACUGGAGCAGAGUCAGGAUUUGGUGCAUCCAACGUUCAGACUGCAAGUCCCAGAUCCUCACACAUCAAAUCACAGGAUGUGAGCACGGCCAGUUUUAAUCUUCAAAAAUACUUGCCUCCGCAGAGUCCAAGAAAGUUUGGUUACAUCUUCGAUACAAAAGUCUGAGGUUGCAACUUUGUCACUGCUGCUGAGAUAAAUGUUAAACGUGCCAAUAUACCUUGUGUUCAACGACGGAAUAUUUUAAUAUCACUACAGAGAUUUUACAAUUUCAAAUGUAAAUGUUGUUAGUUGUAAUUAUAAGGUACUGAUUAUCCAAAUUACUUCGUGGGAGGAGUAACAUUAUCUUACGUAGUGAAAGUUAAACAACCAAAAUAAUGCUAUGAUUGCGUGUACGGAAGAACAACAGCACAGACAAUUACAUGUCAUGGAAAAGUAUUAUUACAAAAAGGAGUAAAUUGAACUUGCAUGAAGCUCGUAAUUCAACGGAAAUAUCACUGCCUAAUUUCACUGCCACAAGUAAAUUACUUUCAAUCUCGAUAUCCAACCAACUGCCAAAUGAACAGCUGUUCUCGUAUGAUGCAUCUAUUCGAAAUCGAUCUGCAUAUUAAACUACAACGCUCGCGUCUAAAAAUGCAAUAGAACUAAUGAUAAAAUUAGCAUAUGGUUUAUUUUAAUUUAGGGUAUUCUGAUUAAAAGACAUUGACAUGCUG
Messenger RNA from Zootermopsis nevadensis, 3509 nucleotides. RefSeq lists its product as uncharacterized. The record is from RefSeq and is a predicted model, not a curated record. NCBI's taxonomy places the organism in Eukaryota, Metazoa, Arthropoda, Insecta, Blattodea, Termopsidae. Gene Ontology annotation, molecular function: structural constituent of chitin-based larval cuticle. Gene Ontology annotation, cellular component: chitin-based extracellular matrix.